Molecule: messenger RNA, 351 nt
Organism: Cornus florida
Lineage: Eukaryota; Viridiplantae; Streptophyta; Magnoliopsida; Cornales; Cornaceae
Exons: 1
Coding region: 2-325 (107 amino acids)
Biological process (GO): proteasome-mediated ubiquitin-dependent protein catabolic process
Cellular component (GO): cytosol; nucleoplasm
Molecular function (GO): ubiquitin binding; polyubiquitin modification-dependent protein binding; proteasome binding
Source: RefSeq, a predicted model, not a curated record
GAUGAGGGUGGUAAUGGAGAUAUUGACAGGAAAGCUUUUCUACAUCCAAGUCGGUGAUGAUGCAACUGUUGGUGAUCUAAAGAGAGAGAUUGGGGCACAGGAAAAGCUUCCUCAUGAUCGACUCAUCCUCAUCCUCGAUGAUUCCAAUCUCCACAUUCAUCUGCUGAAUCAAAACGAACUCUCCCUCGUUGAUUGUGGGGUCCAAGAUGGGUCCCACGUCUAUCUCUUCUUUGAUCCCCUUGAUGAUGGAUCCCCAUCAAUAUCUACUACUACUACUAGUCAUUUUCUUUUAGCUGCUAAUUCCUCAGAUUCUACCUUGUCUUAGGCUCUGUCCCAAAGCGUAUCAAAGGA